UCAAUAUGACAGAAGGGUUGAGUAUCUUCAAUCUUCAUUGAUAACGGUACUGUUGCUAAUAUACAGAGACUGAAGCUUGAGAGAAGAAAAUUACUCUUGUUAUAGAAGACCUCCUUCUUAUGCAUACAGGAGUCGUUAACAGGAGAUCUCAACACCCCCUCCAAGUCGAUCAAGUGAUUCAAGUGAUACACAAUCAUCCUGCUUGCAAACCCCUCAAAACGCAUGUCAAUUUAAGCGCCAAAUGACUACUACGAAGAAGAGAAUAAGCCGGCAUACAAGGAGUUCAUCUGAGGCUAUUGGUGAAGUGUUGACACGGGCAUCAAAGGCUUAUGAGAUGAGUAUUAAUAAGCUUACAAUUGCACAGAAGGAACUCCAUGAUCUACGGGCUGCACAUGAGAAGGAGAAGCAAAAACGUCGAAGAUCUAAGCAGCAAAUAUCUCAUGAGCAGGGAACUACCAGAGAGGAAGCUCAAGCACUCGUACAAGGUCGGGUUGAAGCAUCCCAAGCUGUUACUACUGCUCCGGCCGAGCCUGAGCUUCCAAGCUGUUACUACUGCUCCGGCCGAGCCUGAGCUUCCAGUCUGUCAUCCACCUGUACGACGUCAAUUUCGCUGCAGUGGUUGUGGUGUUGCAGGACAUAAAAUAACCGGAUGUCCUAAUCGUAUUAGGAAUUCAUUUUUUGUAUAUAAUUAGUAUGUGGGUUAGAAAUUGAGAUUUGAGAU
Molecule: messenger RNA, 721 nt
Organism: Talaromyces stipitatus ATCC 10500
Lineage: Eukaryota; Fungi; Ascomycota; Eurotiomycetes; Eurotiales; Trichocomaceae
Exons: 1
Coding region: 242-571 (109 amino acids)
Source: RefSeq, a predicted model, not a curated record